Molecule: messenger RNA, 1014 nt
Organism: Aspergillus japonicus CBS 114.51
Lineage: Eukaryota; Fungi; Ascomycota; Eurotiomycetes; Eurotiales; Aspergillaceae
Exons: 1
Coding region: 276-851 (191 amino acids)
Source: RefSeq, a predicted model, not a curated record
CUGAUCCAACCUUCUGCUGUGGUAGGAAGUGAAGACCAUUGGUCUUGAUAUGCGCUGUAGACGCUGGGAUCCGUAGCUGGGACAUUUGCUUGCGCCAUGGUGGAAGUUGAACGUGCACGUGAAUGCGGUGGUAAAUGCUCCUGCCUGUAAUAUAAGAGUCACCAGUAUUGGACAUAUACUAACUCGAGGACCCAGCAGAGAGCAUUUAUACGCAUGUUCACAGAUUGGUCAUAUAGCAUGAGUAUGGCGUAGCGAAGACAAUCGGUGAUCAGCACAUGUUGGUUCCAUGCUGUUGGCUGGGAGUUGAGCGAUUCGUCAAUUUCUGGAACGAUGUCGUAAUUGGCCUAAGUUUGGGACACCCCCGAAUACUGUAUAGAACAUCAAGGGGAUCUGAGUACAGGAAUGUAGUGUGGGGGAUUCGCAAGCCCCCACAUGCUAAUUGUUGCGAGGAACCGUGCGAUCGGAGGCUGCGAUUGCGUGACGGGCCGCAAGUCAGGGCCCGGUGGGUACGGCGGGUUGAAGGUUCUCGGCCGAAAAAGUCCUCUCCACCUCUACCCUUUUUAUGCAAUCCAGAGCUCAGAAGUCGAGGUAAAAAUGACAAAAAAUAUCGUUCUGAUGCGGAAAUGUGGUAUGAUCAAAACCCCCUUCUCAGGGCAAAGAUGUUCAACAAUCUUACCACGGCACUUUCGCAGCCAACUGGACCACAAUCUGAUGCCGCUGCGGCGUGCCUGGGUCAUCCUGCGAGAUGUUUCCACGUCGUAGCUGCUCUAUCAUCCUCAUCAUGCCCAACCUUCCGACAUCCUGCUUGCGCGCUAUCGACGUCUUACUGGUCGCCGGCUUCAUCGGGCUAAAGUAUCCCGCGCAGCGGGCAGCAGGACCGUUCGACGUAGCGGCGCGCCUGGAAAGACGGAGACACGCAGCGAUGGGACGGCUGAGGCACGGAUGAUCGCGAGAGGGAGGCGUACGCUGACGAGGAUAUGGGGAGACCUGAGUAGAAGUAGUUCGAGCUCAGAU